Podarcis raffonei (Aeolian wall lizard) is the source of this 8339-nucleotide messenger RNA. RefSeq names its product ubiquitin protein ligase E3 component n-recognin 3 (gene UBR3). The coding region runs from base 122 to 5713 and encodes 1863 amino acids. Gene Ontology annotation, biological process: protein ubiquitination; ubiquitin-dependent protein catabolic process via the N-end rule pathway. Gene Ontology annotation, cellular component: cytoplasm; ubiquitin ligase complex. The record is from RefSeq and is a predicted model, not a curated record. Gene Ontology annotation, molecular function: ubiquitin protein ligase activity; zinc ion binding. The transcript is spliced from 39 exons. NCBI's taxonomy places the organism in Eukaryota, Metazoa, Chordata, Lepidosauria, Squamata, Lacertidae.
GGCUAUCGCGAGAGGCGGCGAAGGGAGGGGAAAGAGGAGCCGAGAGGGCCGCGAGCGAAGGAGCCCGGCGGCCGGAGCUGCGUCGCGGUUGCUGAGGGGGGAGAAGGCCGCUGCCGCCGUCAUGGCGGGCGCCGCCGGGGGCUCGAGCGCCCAGGAGAAGCGGGCCACGGCGUCGCGCCUCAAAGCGGCCCUCAGCCUGAGCGCGGACGAGAGCGAGGCCGCGGCGAGCGAGCUGCGGGCGCUGCUGGAGACGGUGCUGAGCCCGCCGAGCGGCGGCGCCGGAGGAGGCGGCGGCGAGUCGGUGUCGGAGGCGCUGGCGUGGUGCCGCUGCCUGCUGGCGGGCGGCGAGCCGUGGGACAGCUUCGUGCAGGCGGUGCGGGCCUACGACCCGGCCACGCUGUGCGGCCUGGUGUGGACCGCCAACUUCGUGGCCUACCGGUGCCGGACGUGCGGCAUCUCGCCCUGCAUGAGCCUCUGCGCCGAGUGCUUCCACCAAGGCGAGCACGCCGGACACGACUACAACAUGUUCCGCAGCCAGGCCGGCGGAGCCUGCGACUGCGGCGACGGCAACGUCAUGCGGGAGGCCGGGUUUUGCAAAAGGCAUCGGAUAAAAUCAAGCUCAGAAGUUCCGUCUGUUCCAAAAGAUCUGUUGAUAAUGUCAGAACUAGUUCUUCCACAAUUCAUCUUCUGUCUUAUUCAGUACUUACGGGAAGGCUAUGAUGAACCAGUUCUUGAUGUUCCAUCAGAAAAAGACCUUCACAAAGUCCUUCAGAUAUUGGAAUCCCACAUUUCAUUUCUGGAAGAUCUGACAAAAAUGGGAGGAGCGAUGCGUUCAGUCCUUACUCAGGUUUUGACAAAUCAGCAGUUCUAUAAAGAUCUUAGCUCUGGUGGUGCAGAAAAUGCAUGUGCGAAGAAAAGCCACGAGAAGUAUCUUGUAGCUCUGAAAGGUUCUGGACUCACAUUUCCCGAAGACAAGGCUGCAUGUGGAGGGCAGGAGCAAGCAGCUGGAGGAGCAAGCUCUUCAGUAGUUCAAGGUUUUGCAGGUGCUACGCCAGCUUCAGGGCAAGGUGACUCUUCAGAUGAGGAGGACCAGGAUGGUGGCCAAGACGUGGGGAAACGCAAGAGGGUAAAACUAAGCAGCAGCACCAAAGAUCAAUCCAUUAUGGAUGUUUUGAAGCAUAAAUGUUUUCUAGAAGAAUUAUUAUUUUGGACAAUAAAAUAUGAAUUUCCCCAGAAGAUGGUAACUUUCUUACUCAACAUGCUUCCAGAUCAGGAUUAUAAGAUUGCUUUUACUAAAACUUUUGUGCAGCAUUAUGCUUUUAUUAUGAAAACCCUGAAGAAAAGCCAUGAAUCGGAUACCAUGUCUAACAGAAUAGUACAUAUUAGUGUCCAAUUGUUCAGCAACGAGGAGCUGGCACGCCAAGUGACAGAGGAAUGCCAGCUGCUUGAUAUUAUGGUUACUGUCCUAUUGUACAUGAUGGAGAGUUGCCUUAUUAAAAGUGAGCUGCAAGAUGAGGAAAACAGUUUGCAUGUAGUAGUGAACUGUGGGGAAGCUCUACUCAAGAACAACACCUACUGGCCACUUGUCAGCGACUUUAUAAAUAUCCUUUCACAUCAGAGCGUGGCUAAGAAAUUCUUGGAAGACCACAGGCUAUUAGUAACAUGGAUGAACUUUGUAUCAUUUUUCCAAGGAAUGAAUUUAAACAAGAGAGAACUUAAUGAGCAUGUUGAGUUUGAAUCUCAGACCUACUAUGCUGCUUUUGCCGCUGAGCUUGAGGCCUGUGCCCAGCCAAUGUGGGGGCUACUAUCACACUGCAAAAUCAGGGAGACGCAGGAAUACACACGAAACGUUGUUAGGUACUGCCUAGAAGCACUCCAGGAUUGGUUUGAUGCUAUCAACUUUGUGGAUGAGCCGACUCCUAAUCAGGUCACUUUUCACCUGCCUCUGCAUCGUUACUAUGCCAUGUUUCUAAGUAAGGCUGUUAAAUGCCAAGAGCUAGAUCUCGAUUCCCUCCUUCCAGACCAGGAGAUGUUGAUGAAGCUCAUGGUUCACCCACUUCAGAUUCAGGCAAGCCUCUCUGAAAUCCAUAGUAAUAUGUGGGUAAGGAACGGCCUGCAGAUUAAAGGACAAGCCAUGACUUAUGUGCAGUCCCACUUCUGUAAUUCCAUGAUUGAUCCUGACAUUUAUCUGUUACAGGUUUGCGCUUCAAGACUUGACCCAGAUUAUUUCAUUUCCUCAGUUUUUGAAAGGUUCAAGGUGGUUGACCUCUUAACAAUGGCUUCCCAACAUCAGAAUACAGUGCUAGAUUCAGAGCAUGAGAGAUCGAUGUUAGAAGGCGCCUUAACAUUUCUUGUCAUUCUUUUAAGUCUCCGUUUACACUUGGGAAUGACUGAUGAUGAGAUUCUUCGGGCAGAGAUGGUAGCUCAGCUCUGCAUGAAUGACAGGACUCAUAGUUCUCUACUGGACCUCAUUCCAGAAAACCCAAAUCCGAAAAGUGGCAUUAUUCCUGGAAGUUUAAGCUUUGAAUCAAUGCUGUCAGCUGUAGCUGAUUUUAAGGCUCCUGUGUUUGAACCUGGGGGCUCUAUGCAGCAAGGAAUGUAUACACCUAAAGCUGAAGUCUGGGAUAAGGAAUUUGACCCAGUCAUGGUAAUUCUCCGAACUGUUUACCGUAGAGAUGUGCAAUCUGCGAUGGACAGAUAUACAGCAUUCUUAAAACAAAGUGGGAAAGUGCAUGGAAACCCCUGGCCUCCUUACAAGAAACGGACACAUUUACACCCAAGCUACAAAGGACUCAUGAGGCUGUUGCACUGCAAAACUUUACACAUUGUGUUAUUCACUCUGCUCUACAAGAUCUUAAUGGAUCAUCAAAAUCUGUCGGAACAUGUCCUUUGCAUGGUUUUAUAUUUGAUUGAGUUGGGACUAGAGAACUCAUCCGAGCAGGAAGCUGAUGAAGAAGAUUCCAUGGGAGGACAAGAGCGCUGCCACGAUAGUUGGUUCCCAGGGAAUAACUUGGUGUCUAACAUGCGCCACUUCAUUAAUUACGUGCGCGUCAGAGUCCCAGAGAUGGCCCCAGAGGUGAAAAGAGAACCACCUGCAAGUACCAGCGCCGAUGGCUCAGCAGCUUCUCAGAAUUCAGGAACAGCACAAGUGUUCAGUCUGGUUGCAGAGCGCAGAAAGAAGUUUCAGGAAAUCAUCAAUCGGAAUACUACUGAAGCCAAUCAGGCUGUUCGACCCAAGACUUCAAUGAAGUGGUCUGCUCCAGGUGCAACUCCCCAGCUGACAACAGCUAUCUUGGAAAUCAAGGAAAGCAUAUUGUCUUUGCUAGUGAAGCUUCACCAUAAACUGUCAGGAAAGCAGAACUCUUAUUACCCACCCUGGCUGGAUGACAUGGAAACGUUAAUUCAGUGCGAAAACCCUAAGUACUUACAUGGGGAUGGAAUGACUGCGGUGGAAAGGAUUUUAUUGAAAGCUGCACUUCAAAGCAGAUUGAACAAACGUAUCAUUGAAGAAAUAUGUAGAAAAGUGACUCCACCUGUACCACCAAAAAAGAUUAGUCCGGCAGAGAAGAAAAUUUUGGACAAAGAAGAAAGGCGACAGAAGGCCAGGGAGAGGCAACAAAAGUUGUUGGCUGAAUUUGCAUCAAGGCAGAAAAGCUUUAUGGAAACCGCCAUGGAUGUUGAGUCACCAGAUGCAGAAAUUGCUAUGGAGAUAGCAACAGCAGAACAGCAUGUCCCUGAAGCUGUGUAUGAUUGUGUUAUUUGUGGACAGAGCGGCCCUUCCACUGAGGAGCGACCUGCUGGAUUAGUUGUGCUCUUACAGGCCUCUUCAGUUUUGGGGCAAUGCCGCAAUACUACUGAGCCCAAGAAGCUUCCAACCUCUGAAAAGGAGCAGAUUUAUCCUUGGGAUACGUGUGCGGCAGUGUAUGAAGCCCGCCUCGCCACUUUACAGCACUUCUUUAAAGAUAGUUCCUGUCUGCAAUCGGUAUCAAUUGGCUGGGAAGGAGGUGUGUAUGUACAAACUUGUGGCCACACGUUACACAUAGAUUGCCAUAAAUCCUACAUGGAAUCAUUGCGGAACGACCAGGUUCUCCAGGGCUUUUCAGUGGACAAAGGAGAAUUUACUUGUCCUCUGUGCAGGCAGUUUGCUAACAGCGUUCUUCCAUGUUAUCCUGGCAACAAUGUGGAGAGGAACCUUUGGCAAUGUCACAGUAACAAGACUAUGCAAGAUCUCAUAAAGGAAGUGGAAGAUCUUCAAGAGCAGCUGGGAACUUUCCCAUCAGAAACCAAUUUAAGUAAAGAAAUGGAGUCUGUGAUGAAGGAUAUCAAAAGUACUACCCAGAAGAAAUAUACUGACUAUAGCAAGACUCCUGGAUCACCAGACAAUGACUUUCUUUUCAUGUAUUCUGUAGCCAGGACCAACUUGGAACUUGAACUGGUUCACCGGGGAGGCAAUCUGUGCCUAGGAGGUGCAAGCACAGCUGGGAAGAGAUCGUGUUUACAUCAGCUGUUUCAUGUGUUGGCUAUGCACAUGCGACUCUACAGCAUUGAUUCUGCUUACAACCCAUGGAAGAAACUAACCCAAUUGAUGCAGAAUGAUGAGAGUUUGCAGAUUUGCAGUGAGGAACAGCCAGAAGUCCCAGUACUUUAUAGAGAUGCCUCAUCCCUUUUGCUCAUCCAGAUUUUAACAAUGCCACAGCCAUUGCGCAAAGAACACUUUACCUGUAUCAUAAAGGUGCUCUUCACAUUGUUGUAUAUACAAGCUCUUGUCGCACUUUCGGUUAAAUGCAGUGCUGAAGACAGGAUGACGUGGAUGAACUCAGGAGCUCUGAAAAAGAGUAUGUCAAAUGCAAAAAAGUCUUGGGAAGUACUACUGAGUCACGUGAUCAGUGAACUCUAUAACGGGAAGAUCUAUGAGCAAGAGGAAACUGAAGACCUAGCCAUGGACAGCACAAGCGCUUGGUGCCCACACUCCAUAGAGACUUAUUUGCAGCAGUUCUGUCUGCCUUUCCUCAGGAUUACCAGCCUUCUUCAGCACCAUCUCUUUGGAGCAGAGCUACCUAGCUGCCAGGAAGACGAAGAAUUUACCGUGCUUGCUAACUGCCUGGGUUUAUUACCACCAUCUUUCCAGUCAUCAGAGUUCUCCAGUGCCUCUUGUCUUGACUGGCCUGUGCCAGCCUUUGACAUAAUAUCCCAGUGGUGCUCAGAAUUGGUUUCAUUUGCAGGCAAGCAUCCAACCCAAGUAAAGAUUUUACUUAUACAAGAAGCUAAAUGGGACUUGCCGCGUCUCCUACAACUGCCUGAAAAUUAUAAUACCAUUUUCCAAUACUAUCACAGAAAAAGUUGUUCAGUCUGUUCCAAAGUUCCUAAAGACCCCGCCGUUUGUCUAGUCUGUGGCACUUUUGUGUGUUUGAAAGGACUUUGCUGCAAGCAACAGAGCUACUGUGAAUGUGUCUUGCACUCGCAAAAUUGCGGUGCUGGAACAGGCAUAUUUCUCUUGAUCAACGCAUCCGUCAUCAUCAUCAUUCGUGGUCAUCGCUUUUGCCUUUGGGGUUCCAUUUACCUGGAUGCACAUGGUGAAGAAGACAGAGAUCUCAGGCGUGGCAAACCUCUCUAUAUAUGUAAAGAAAGAUACAAAGUCCUUGAGCAGCAGUGGGUUUCGCACACCUUUGACCACAUCAACAAAAGAUGGGGGCCGCAUUAUAAUGGUUUGUAGGUCACUAACCACCCCGCUGUAACAUCACCCUUCUUAUCAGUGCUACCGGCAUGAGCUUUAAGUGAAUGGAAGUUCAGUCACUUCCCUGGGGAAGGUGUGAAUCGGCACCUUUGUACGAAACCCUGCGUUAUCCAGGUCCUGGUAAUAAGACGUGCAGUAAUUAAAAACACAAAGCAAUUAGUCCUCCUAAUCCGAGUACGGAAUCUAAAUUCAUUUGAUAGUUGUUGCUAUAUAAUCCACUAAUAAACAAGCACAAAUUGUACUUUAAAAAUGCCACUAAAUGGCGGAUGAGCGUUUUGUUUUGCCCCGGGUUGGGGUUGUGUAUGCUGAGGCACUGUAUAUGUGUAGUACACACCUGCUAAACAUACUGCUCCCCCCUUUACCCUUCUUUGUGUUGCUUUAAGAUUUUGAUUGAUAAUGUAUUUGUAAGUAUACAAGAGCUGUAACACUUCUGAUUUGUGAAAUUGUAUAGAAAUUGGUCUAAAGGAUUUUUAGAGAAUAUUUCACUUACUGCCGCGAAGCUAUGGAAAGAAGCUUCAGGCAAUACUGAAAACCUUACUCAUUCUCAGGAAUUUCAUAGAUAUACUCCAGAGAGAUUAGUGAAAUUAGCUGUAAAAUAGUUAGCUUGCUGCUCUUAAUGUAAUACAGUACAUAUACAGUAUUCUGUCUCUGCCAUUUCAGUUAGCUUUAUUUACUGGUAACUACUAAUGCAUCCAUUUUAUGGUCUGUGUACAUACGACUUUUGUAAGAUGCCCCCAAAUGGUAGAUCACAAUCCCAGCCGAGCAUAUCAUGGCUGUCUCAUUCCCACCUAGCCGUAGGUUUCAGUAAGGGGAAGGCGAAAGUCCUGCUGAGUUUCCUGCAAAUGAAGCAUAAGUUGAGGACUUUCCAAUGAGUUUCAAGAAGCCUCUUUGUAGUAUAUUCAUAGAGCAAGCACUGCCCUUUCUGCUUGACUUCCCUUAAUAGGGGAAUUUGGUAGGGGAGUUAAAUUGUGAGGUGGCAGUGGUUAAAAAAAAUUGCACCUCCUCUGAAUGGGGGUUGGGGCAUAUGUACAACUAUCCUCCAGUCUGCAUGGAGCAGUCAAGGCUGUACACAGAGAACCCUUUUUAAAAAGCGGAAAUCCAUGAAAAUCCAGUUGCUUGCAAUGAAAGGGGGGGGGGAAUCAAGGAGCAGCCUGAAUCGAGCCCUCCUCUGAAAGAAACAGCUGAUCAUCAUACUGGAUCACAGAGGAGAAUCACAUGUGCGGCUGUCCUUCAAGCUGGAGAUAUAUAUAUUUAUAUGUGCUUCCACUCAUAGUGGACCGUAGGACACUUAUAUUUAUUUAGAUGGCUUUGAAAUCCACAAGAAUGGGCAUCAUUGCGGAAUGAUGGGUGGGGAACACACCACAUACCACACUUAACCAGGCAGGGAAAAAACAGAUUGAUACUAUCUUGCUGCCAAAACCUUUUUCGUGUUUUUCACAGAAUAGUCAAACAGCUGUUGGACUCUUUCUAACACUUCUGUUGGUCAUUUCUGACACUUGCAUCCUUUGACUUAACAUAGCUUUUUUCUGUAAAGUGAAGUUUAUAUAUGUAAACUACCAUUAAAAAUAAAAAAAGAAAGAGUUGUAGCCAUAUAACCAUGUAUUCAGUUGAAAGCUGCUCUCUUUUCAAACGUCUGAUAGGAAAUCAGCUGCUGAAAUUCGGAUAGGAAAUAAUAAGGAAGUGGGGAUGUUCACAAGAUGAGCCUUAUAGGCCACAAAGUUUUUACACAACCUUAAGAAAAACACAUAGCAAUGGUUUGCUGUUUUAUUUAUAUAAAUUUAUCCGUGUGAAUAUUUAUAUAUAAGCACACGCAAACAUAUUUGGGUUCUACCUAGGAGCCUGCAUUUCAUUCACCAACUGAAAUAGGGUCUUUUCCAAAACAUUGCUACAUUUUUAAUAUUGUAUCGUAUAUUCUGCCUAUAAUAUUUUUGCAUUGCUCAUUUAUGAGUACCCAGCCAUUUUGUAAGCACAGCGGACAGGCAGAAAAGCUGCUGACAUUUCCGAGCAUAACGCGAUUACAGGAGUCUUGGAUUUGCUCUGUGUGGUUUUGAAACUUCACAAGAGAUGAUGUCAAAGGAAACAAGAGCCUCCAGAAACUGAAUGAGAUGUGCUAUUUAAAAUGGAAUGUUUUAUGACUGUGUAUAUGAGUGUGAAGUAAAAUUAUUAGCCUUAACUUUAAAAUCUUCGGAUUUCAUGGCGUUCAUUUUUAUACUGGUGAAUUAGUCACCGGUCAGUUUUUAAGAAAAAGAAAAGGCACUUGUUUGGAAAUCCUACUUGAAAUAUACCUGCAUGCUGCUGAACUAGAACUUUGAUUACUCCUAUAACUUUUUGAAAACCUGCUUUGUUAAGCUUACUUUGAAAAAUAACAGGUCCAACUAGAAUGGGUGUGUGUGUGUGUGUGUGUGUGUGUGUGUGUGUGUGUGUGCUGCUGCUGCUGCUGCUGCUGCUAUUCCUCCGACGUACUGGUGUGGUAUCUUGUAUGAACGAUCAUUUUAAGUACAGUACAUUACUGUGGAAACAGAAUCAGUCUUUGACACAUCAAAAUGCAAAACUAAAAAUACCGUAAUCAGCAUUGUAAAAUAUGUUAAUAAAAAGUCUACUGUCA